Molecule: messenger RNA, 3168 nt
Organism: Phyllostomus discolor (pale spear-nosed bat)
Lineage: Eukaryota; Metazoa; Chordata; Mammalia; Chiroptera; Phyllostomidae
Gene: RBM23
Product: RNA binding motif protein 23
Biological process (GO): mRNA processing
Cellular component (GO): nucleus
Molecular function (GO): RNA binding
Source: RefSeq, a predicted model, not a curated record
AUACAACACAUACUUUUCUUUUUUGUCUCAUUUCUUUCAGCAUAAUUAUUUUGAGACCCAUGUUGUCUAUAUUGAUAAUUUCAAACUAGUAACUUUUGAGUAAUUUUUCCUAUUGAUUUUGUUUGAUAUCUUCUGUUUUUCUUAUUUAACAGGGCUGUGGUGUACAGACUUGGGAAAGAUGAUUGCUAGAUGCGAAAGCUUGGGGGAGGCAAGAAGUCUCACCCUGCCUGUCUAGACAGAAAGGCUUCAAAGUGGGAUUGGUUAAGCCUGUCUUAAUCUUUCUGAGUUAUCUAAACUCUAGUUGGUAUUGUAUGGAAAAUGCUUAAUGAUGAAUCCCUUAAUUAUUGAUGUUGGGAGGGAUAUGGUGGGAAAGCUUAGGGCAGAUCUGCAUUAUUCUGGUGUUGCUUUGUCUUGAUUCUUAUUUUUAGCAUUGUAUUUUUACUUUUUUAUUGGAAAUGUGUACUUUGUGAUUUAAGUUUAAACCAGUUAUUCAGAAUUUUGAACAAUAGAAUGGUGGUCUAAUGUUCAUUGUAAAGUGAAUGGUAAUUUUGAGUACCAACAUUUUCUCUUCACAUGAUAGGACAGGGUCUGUAUUAAAUUUUGUGUCUAUCUAGUUUCCUUCUAGACCCUUGACGUGUUCUAAGCCACCAAGCAAAAAUAGUUCUGGUCUGUAAGGUGCAAAACUAGGUUAAGCAACAGAUGGUAAGACUCCUUUGGAAUUUAUGAAGCAGAACUAUAAAGUCUGUUUCUUGGAGGGAGGGAAGAAUGUAGUGUGCUGGAAGGGGAGAAAAAUAUGAAUGAGGUUCUUAUGUAUUGAAAUCCUCUCCUCAGAUCUGCUACGAUGGCAUCUGAUGACUUUGAUAUAGUGAUUGAGGCCAUGCUGGAAGCUCCCUAUAAAAAAGAGGAGGAUGAGCAGCAAAGGAAGGAGGUUAAAAAGGAUGAUCCUAGCAACACCAGCAUCAGCAACAGUGGCAGUGGGAGCAGCACCACUGGGGAGACAAGCAGGAAGAAGAGGAGUCGGAGCCAUAGUAAAAGCAGGGAUAGGAAGCGCAGUCGUAGUCGAGACCGGGAUCGAUAUAAACGGAGAAAUAGUCAGAGCCGAAGUCGAGAUCGGCAGCGUCAUCACCGCAGCCAUAGCCGGGACCGUCGUCAUAGUAGUGAGUCUCGAAGUCGGGACUGGCACCGUGAAGGUCGUGUGCGUUACAGGAGCCCACCACUUGCCACUGGGCAUAGGUAUGGACAGAGUAAGAGUCCUCAUUUCAGAGAGAAGAGCCCAGUCAGGGAACCAGUUGAUAACCUGAGUCCCGAGGAGCGUGAUGCUCGAACAGUUUUCUGUAUGCAGUUAGCUGCCCGCAUUCGGCCUCGAGACCUGGAAGUUUUCUCUGCUGUUGGCAAAGUUCGUGACGUACGUAUCAUCUCAGAUCGGAACUCACGUCGUUCUAAGGGCAUUGCCUAUGUGGAAUUCUGUGAAAUCCAGUCUGUGCCACUGGCCAUCGGGUUGACUGGGCAGCGGCUGCUGGGUGUGCCUAUCAUUGUACAGGCCUCACAGGCCGAGAAAAACCGACUGGCAGCCAUGGCCAAUAACUUGCAGAAGGGCAGUGGUGGACCAAUGCGCCUCUUUGUGGGCUCCCUGCACUUCAACAUCACUGAAGACAUGCUGCGGGGCAUCUUUGAGCCCUUUGGCAAAAUUGAUAAUAUUGUCCUGAUGAAGGACUCAGAUACAGGCCGCUCUAAAGGUUAUGGUUUCAUUACAUUCUCUGACUCUGAGUGUGCCCGGCGGGCCCUGGAGCAGUUGAAUGGCUUUGAGCUUGCUGGUCGACCUAUGAGGGUUGGCCAUGUGACUGAGCGACUAGAUGGUAGCACAGACAUCACUUUUCCUGAUGGAGACCAGGAGCUGGAUCUGGGAUCAGCAAGUGGACAUUUACAGCUCAUGGCCAAAUUGGCAGAAGGCUCUGGAAUCCAGCUGCCAGCCACAGCUGCUGCUGCCACAGCUGCCGCUGCCCAGGCCGCUGCCUUGCAGCUGAAUGGAGCAGUUCCCUUGGGGGCCUUAAACCCAGCAGCUCUGACUGCUCUGAGUCCAGCCCUGAACCUCACCUCUCAAGCAAUCGCCUCCCAGUGCUUCCAGCUUUCCAGCCUUUUUACCCCCCAAACCCUGUAAGUCACAGGACCUUGCUAGUUUUAGUCACUGGGUAUUUUCUUCCUUUGGCUUCCAUUCACUUCUUCUCCUUGCCCCAGGUAAAUCAGUGGCACAGUACAUUGCCUCCCUGUGCCGGAGGUCCUGCCACUACCUUCCUCACAACUGCCCUUCUACGGCCCCUUCUCUCUGUUUUGUGGACCAAGCCAUCCUGAGGCCAUGGACAUUUACUCUGCAGGAAUUGGGGCCACCCUUAGACACCAAGAAGCGCUCCUGCCUGUGGCCCCAGUGGGAAUGGACUCUGCUAAGCAACCACUAGUCCAAGAGAACAAUUAUGAACACUGUUUCUCCAUGUGCAUCGUCUCCUGAGAUGAUCUUCAUUGCCCUUUCCAACCCUCUCUUAGUGAUUCCUCCAUUCCUAUGUUGGGAAGGCCAUGGGCAUUAACAGAAGGAACUGACUUCUUUUUUCUUCCCCCGUACCUUUACCCUACAAUUUUGUUAAGGGAAAAUCCUUAAGCCCUCUGCUCCAAGAGGACUUUGGAGUUUGGGGGCAAGGGGGUGAAACUUGAAGGUGCUGGCUUGCCGCUGCAAGGUCCAUGGAAGAGAGCUGGGACAUGUAUGUGCAUUGUGAAGCCUGCCUUAGACCUCAGCUUGGGACCAGAAUUACCAUGGGCCCAGCAUCUUGCUGGGAGCUGUAGAAAUGAUCCAUUCUGCCAGGCAUUUUGGAUGUCUUAGGGGCAUUCUGGAGUUUAGGGAAAGAUGGAGUACUUUUUAAGUAUCUUCCAUCUUCCUUUGUAUAGUUAGUUGUCCUUCCUCCCAGGUACUUCCUUUGGUCCAGGGUGGGAGGAUGGUGGGGAGGCUGCUAUUCUCCGCCACUUCCCGUGUGCCUCUACUGUGGGCUCCACCCAGCUGUUAAAGCUGCUUCUGUCCCCUACUUGGGCACAUGUGAGCCCUUCUUACUGAAUUUUAUAUCCUUGUGUGUGUGUGUACAUAAAUAUAUAUAUAUAUAAACUUUGUACAAAAGGCAAGCUUCA